GGGAGACCUCAGUCUCGUUCGAACUUCGUCCCGCACUCACGGUUUCUCAUCGUUAUUCUAUGUCCUAUAUAUACACAUAUAUAUAGUGAUAUAACUAGUGAUUUAACCUAAAUCGUUACAGUUACAGUUGUAUUAAUAUAAGUAGUUAGUAUGUACCUGUAUAUGUAGUUGAGUGAUUGUUAAUUCAGUCUGGAGACAAAUAUUUUUCACUUUUUUGAUUUUUAUAAAUAAAUUAUUUUAUAAAGAAUAAGUAAGUGUCAGUCGGUCGGGUCUGAUAGAUGAGAAACGGAGCAAACUUAAAAGCUCAAUUCAAGAAAGUCGAAGCUUCGAAACGAGGAACGCGAGCAGUGACUGGGACCUGCACCAGCCAGUGGGAGCGUCUCGAUAUCCAACCCAAGGAAACUCGACUGGCCAGCAAAAGUAAAAAAGCUCCAGUAAUUUUUCGGAGCAAACUAAACAAAAAUUGGGAUAACGAAGAAAAUUUAAACUUUGAAUUAAACUCAGACUUGGAGGUUCAUUUCGAGGUAGAGGUCGGAGUAGCUUGCGGCAGAGGUGGAGGUCGUGGGUUGUUAUGGAACCAGAGUACGAAAACUCGUGAGUGGUUUGAUCGGGGUAGUGAAAUGUGGCACGAACUAGGAUGGGCUUCGACGUGACAUUGGAAAAGACAUAUAUUUAGCGAAGUAGAAUUUGGGUUUCUUUCACCGUAAUAUAUAAUAUAUAUAUAUUGAAAAUAAUUGUAAUGGUAAUUAAUAUUAUUUUGUUUUGUUAGACGUCAAUAUGUACAUAUACGUGGAUAUAUUGUAGUUGAUUAUUAUUGUAUUAGUAGUGUGUGAGUGCAGUGAUUGUUGAAGAAGAAACUGAGCUAAGAAUAAAUAAUAAAAGCGAUUUUUAUAAUAUUUAUGAUAGUGGCGGAAAGGAACACCAGUUACGAAUUUAAAUGUGUCGCUCGCGGUACAAAACGUGAUAGUGAGGGCCUCCUCGAAACGGUGGCUGCUGUUGGAGGCGACGAAGAAGAAGGUGAGGCCGAGUGCGAGCUGGCGGAGAACAAGGAUAAAUUUAAGGGAUUGCAAGGAAGGUGGAGGCGAAAGAGGAGUUAGCAAAAGGUGUGAGUGAGCUAGUGGAACUUCGACUUCUCGGAGCUCAAGGAAGUACAGAGAAAAUAGCCUGGGUCGUUGGCUUUAGAGAACGACAAAAGAGUUGGCAUUAAUUGCCAACGAUUACUAAAAAGUAAUCAUCACAAUCAUCAGCGUUUGCGGCAGCAGGUAGCACCUGGUGUGUAAAAGGCUCGAGGAUGGCGACGAUAGACGGCAGACCGGCCCAAUAUGGAGUCUCUCUCAAACAACUUAGAGAGCUCAUGGAGCACCGAGGCCGCGAGGGUGUUAAUAAAAUAAACGCCCUUGGUGGUGUCCAGGAAAUAUGCAAAAAGUUAUAUACCUCGCCGAGCGAUGGCCUCAGUGGAUCAUCGGCGGACAUGCAGCACAGGCGAGACACAUUUGGUUCCAACUCAAUACCUCCAAAACCACCUAAAACAUUUCUCACGUUAGUGUGGGAAGCUCUUCAAGAUGUCACUUUGAUAAUCCUUGAAAUAGCUGCAUUGGUUUCGUUAGGUCUUAGCUUUUAUCACCCAACCCCCAAGGCAGAAGAUGAUGAUGUUGAAUUAGAUGAAGAUGAGGCUAAAUACGGUUGGAUUGAGGGUCUUGCCAUUUUAAUCUCCGUUAUAGUAGUUGUGUUAGUUACAGCAUUUAAUGAUUACUCGAAAGAAAGGCAAUUUCGGGGCUUACAAAAUAGGAUAGAGGGUGAACAUAAAUUUGCUGUUAUUAGACAAAAUGAAGUCAAGCAAAUUUCCGUGUCUGAUAUCGUCGUGGGCGAUAUUUGUCAGAUAAAAUACGGUGAUUUGCUACCAGCGGAUGGUAUUCUAAUCCAAAGUAACGAUCUGAAAGUCGACGAGUCAAGUUUGACUGGAGAAUCGGAUCAUGUUAAAAAAGGCGAAGCCUUUGACCCGAUGGUGCUAUCAGGUACUCACGUGAUGGAGGGCUCAGGAAAGAUGCUCGUGACAGCUGUGGGUGUUAACUCACAAGCCGGUAUUAUCUUCACGUUGCUGGGCGCUGCUGUUGAUCAACAGGAGCAGGAAAUUAAGAAAAUGAAAAAAGAAGCUAAAAAGCAGCGGAAGAAGAAGUCUCUCCCAGGAGAUGAAGCUGGAGAAAUCACGGGUAACAGUCAUCCAGGAAGCGGUGGAAGUGUUAAACAAGACGGAGAAAAUCAUGCUGCCGCGUCAAGUGGCGGUGGAGGUGGUCAUGGUGAAGGAAAGAAAGAAAAAAGUGUUCUGCAAGCCAAGCUGACAAAACUUGCCAUUCAAAUUGGUUACGCUGGGUCAACAAUUGCCGUACUUACGGUUCUCAUUCUAAUCGUACAAUUUUGUGUUAAGAAAUUUUACAUUCAAAAAGCCCAAUGGGAGAGCUCAUACAUCAAUAAUCUUAUAAAACACUUGAUUAUUGGUGUUACCGUGCUUGUGGUUGCUGUACCGGAAGGUCUUCCACUUGCCGUUACGUUGUCUCUUGCCUACUCGGUCAAGAAAAUGAUGAAGGACAACAACUUGGUACGGCAUCUGGAUGCAUGUGAAACAAUGGGUAAUGCAACGGCGAUUUGUUCCGACAAAACGGGUACUUUGACGACGAAUCGUAUGACUGUUGUCCAGUCUUACAUAUGCGAGAAGCUCAGCAAAACAAUACCGCCGUUUUCUGACAUACCGAGCCACGUUGGAAAUCUUAUUGUCCAGGCAAUAUCUCUUAAUUCGGCUUAUACGUCCAGAAUAAUGCCCGCGGCAGAUCCUACCGAACUACCGAUGCAGGUCGGCAACAAAACCGAAUGUGCCUUACUUGGAUUUGUACUGGCGUUGGGCCAGAAUUAUCAAACGGUACGGGAUGACCAGCCGGAGGAAACAUUUACGCGUGUAUACACAUUUAACAGUGUAAGAAAAAGUAUGUCUACUGUUGUUCCAAAAUCAGGCGGUGGUUACAGGCUCUUCACCAAGGGUGCUUCCGAGAUCAUCAUGAAGAAAUGUGCCUUUAUUUACGGUCGCGAUGGACAUUUGGAAAAAUUCACCCGUGAAAUGCAAGAUCGUUUGGUUAAAAAUGUUAUUGAGCCGAUGGCGUGCGACGGAUUACGUACUAUUUCAGUAGCAUACCGAGAUUUUGUACCCGGUAAAGCUGAAAUAAAUCAAGUACACUGUGAAGGUGAACCUAACUGGGAGGAUGAAGAAAAUAUUGUAAAUAAUUUAACGUGUCUGUGUAUCGUUGGUAUCGAAGAUCCCGUGAGACCAGAAGUACCAGAGGCAAUAAGAAAAUGUCAAAAAGCUGGUAUAACUGUACGAAUGGUUACUGGUGACAAUAUAAAUACCGCUCGAUCAAUAGCACUCAAAUGUGGUAUUAUUAAAGCGAGUGACGAUUUUCUUAUACUUGAGGGUAAAGAGUUCAACAGGCGAAUAAGAGACAGUAAUGGUGAAGUUCAACAGCACUUACUGGAUAAAGUUUGGCCAAAAUUAAGGGUACUGGCACGUUCGUCACCCACCGAUAAGUACACCCUGGUAAAAGGUAUUAUCGACAGUACUUGUACAGCCUCACGCGAAGUUGUUGCUGUCACCGGUGACGGUACUAACGACGGUCCGGCGUUGAAAAAAGCCGACGUUGGUUUUGCGAUGGGUAUCGCUGGUACAGAUGUUGCUAAAGAAGCUUCCGAUAUUAUAUUAACAGAUGACAAUUUUUCCUCUAUUGUUAAAGCCGUAAUGUGGGGCAGGAAUGUUUACGAUAGUAUAGCUAAAUUUUUGCAAUUUCAACUGACAGUUAACAUUGUUGCUGUUAUUGUUGCAUUCAUUGGUGCUUGUGCUGUACAAGACUCGCCUCUCAAGGCUGUACAAAUGUUAUGGGUUAAUUUAAUUAUGGACACACUCGCGUCACUUGCAUUAGCCACAGAAUUACCUACACCAGAUCUGUUGCUUCGUAAACCUUAUGGACGUACGAAGCCACUUAUUUCCAGGACAAUGAUGAAAAAUAUCCUUGGUCAAGGGAUUUAUCAGUUGAUUGUUAUUUUUACGCUCCUAUUUGCCGGUGACCGAAUGCUGGAUAUACCUACUGGAUUAGGUGCUGCAGACAGACACGAUCCACCUACUCAACACUUCACUAUAAUAUUUAACACAUUCGUAAUGAUGACCCUCUUCAACGAGUUCAACGCGAGAAAAAUUCACGGUCAGCGCAAUGUCUUCCAGGGAAUAUUCACCAACCCCAUCUUCUAUUCUAUUUGGAUCGGGACAUUGCUCUCCCAAGUUAUUAUCAUCCAGUAUGGUAAGAUGGCAUUCAGCACAAAAGCUCUAGAUCUAGAACAAUGGUUAUGGUGUAUAUUCUUUGGAAUUGGUACGUUAGUGUGGGGCCAAGUAGUUACAACAGUUCCUACAAGGAAGAUUCCUAAGAUCCUCUCAUGGGGCCGCGGCCAGCCGGAUGAUAUCGGUGCUAUCAAUCUAGGAGACGAGAAAUUCGACCCAGACUCGGAUAAAAAGCCGCGCGCAGGACAAAUUCUAUGGAUCCGUGGUCUAACACGGCUACAGACUCAGCUUCGAGUAAUCCGAGCAUUCAGAUCGACCCUGGAAGACUUGGAGGAGCGUCGUUCUGUCCAUAGUUUACACAGCUUACACAGUAUGCGGAGCUCACGCAGUCACACUGGGCCCCGACCGCUCUCAGACUUCACGUACAUUGACGAUGACACGUCAAACUUUUUCGUAAACGCCAGUAAGGGUGGCAUUGGUGGUAUUAGUAGUGGUGGUGUCAGGCAUCAUUAUCACAAUAACGACCAGGAUAACGACACGAUCUCCAAGAGUGGCUCACGACUGCCGUCUAUCAACAGCCCUGCCUCGCCGCUUCUACUCAAUGUGCCGGGCUCUGGAUCCUCCUACAACAGCCAUCAUCGGCAUAACAACAAUCGCGUAUCACCCAACAAUACCCUCGAUCAUCAUAAUAAUCACUCGACAACUCUGAGCCCGAAUCACGCGACGAGCAGGAGCUUUGACUCCGGCGCCCCUAAUUCUCCCUCUUCUGGCUCUAGCGAUCCAAUCCUACCGCCAGAGCUCCCUAAAAUGGUGCACGAGACUAGUAUCUAAUUCUUUUUCUAAUUCCUUUCUUUCUUCUUACUAUUAUAAUUAUUGUUAAUAUAAGGCCUCUUUUAGAUUUUCAAGUACACUGGCUUCAAUUUUUCCUCGCUAUUCAUUUAAAAUUUAUUAUUUAUUUUAAUUCGGUCAAAUUUUAACUUU
Messenger RNA from Cotesia glomerata, 5296 nucleotides. It is a transcript of the gene PMCA, whose product is annotated as plasma membrane calcium-transporting ATPase 2. Gene Ontology annotation, biological process: regulation of cytosolic calcium ion concentration; calcium ion transmembrane transport. The transcript has 13 exons. Gene Ontology annotation, cellular component: membrane; intracellular membrane-bounded organelle. Lineage: Eukaryota; Metazoa; Arthropoda; Insecta; Hymenoptera; Braconidae. Bases 1292 to 5146 code for a protein of 1284 amino acids. Gene Ontology annotation, molecular function: ATP hydrolysis activity; P-type calcium transporter activity; ATP binding. The record is from RefSeq and is a predicted model, not a curated record.